UGUGUGUACUGUUUCUUAAUCUCUAAAUGACUUGUCAACGCCUAACUUUCUACGAUCAUAUAAGUAAACGGCCUCGUAUUUAAAAGAUCUCUUCUUUCGACGGAAACUGCCGUCUGGUUGCGUGGCUACAAAGUCAGCACUCAGCUAGUUGAUCUAUUUCUCCAUGAAAAUGAUGGAUUAAUCAAAGGUCCUUGGAAUCAGGUCAAUGGCUUCUUCGUUGGAUUCAUGGAAGAGAGAACACAACGAGGCUUUAAAACUCUCAGAGGAGAUUGAUGAAAUGAUAUUAGAAAGCAGUUCAAUGGCCGGAUCAGAACAUUAUGAUCUACGUCAUGCUUCAUCUAUGCGAAGAAAGAUCACCAUUUUGGCAACUCGAGUAGAGACUCUGCAGUAUCUUGUUGCUAAAAGUCCUGGAAAACCUAUUUCAGCAAAAGAGAUGAGCCGGCGCAAGGGUAUGGUUGAGGAUCUGAGAUCAAAAGCAAAUCAGAUGGCGUCUGCUUUGGACAUGUUAAAAUUUUCCAAUAUUGACAGCUUGUUGAGGCCAGAAAAGCAAGAUGAUAUCAUGAGCAGAGUUAUUGGCAUGGAUAACCAAGGAAUUGUUGGAUUACAACGACAAGUUAUGAAAGAACAAGACGAAGAACUUGAGAAGUUGGAGGCAACAGUCAUGAGUGUAAAACACAUUGCUCUAGCUCUCAAUGAGGAGCUUGGCUUGCAGAAAAGGCUUAUCGAUGGCUUAGACCACCAUGUGGAUGUUAGUGCCUCUGGCGUUAAGAAAGUGCAGAAGAGGGUCGAUACUGGUGUUUGCAUGUCACUGCUCUUGUCAGUGCUUGAGGUCAUCGGUCUUGCUGAUCUAAUAUUUUCUAAUCCCAGUGACAAGGUUCAAGAACCAAGGAAAGAUUAGGUUGAUUUACAUUGGUUUUGUUAUCUAUUUGGCACAGUAAUGAUCAUCACAAGGAGGAACUCCAUAGGGAUGAUCUUUUUUUGUGAUCUGAAAUUUUGUGUGAUCCUUUGAAGUUUGAACUCUUUCGCUCUUGUCUAUCUCCUGAUGUGCGUGUGUCUGAUCCCCCUU
This is a messenger RNA of Arabidopsis lyrata subsp. lyrata, 1066 nucleotides long. RefSeq names its product syntaxin-51-like. Gene Ontology annotation, cellular component: endomembrane system; SNARE complex. Gene Ontology annotation, molecular function: SNARE binding; SNAP receptor activity. The transcript is spliced from 6 exons. The record is from RefSeq and is a predicted model, not a curated record. Gene Ontology annotation, biological process: vesicle fusion; intracellular protein transport. NCBI's taxonomy places the organism in Eukaryota, Viridiplantae, Streptophyta, Magnoliopsida, Brassicales, Brassicaceae. The coding region runs from base 206 to 898 and encodes 230 amino acids.